Lactuca sativa (garden lettuce) is the source of this 2532-nucleotide messenger RNA. RefSeq names its product wall-associated receptor kinase 2. Gene Ontology annotation, molecular function: calcium ion binding; ATP binding; polysaccharide binding. The record is from RefSeq and is a predicted model, not a curated record. Gene Ontology annotation, biological process: cell surface receptor signaling pathway; protein phosphorylation. NCBI's taxonomy places the organism in Eukaryota, Viridiplantae, Streptophyta, Magnoliopsida, Asterales, Asteraceae. Gene Ontology annotation, cellular component: plasma membrane.
AUUUGCCUUUAAAACGAUCACCAAUGGAAAAAAGAUCCCCCUUUUCGUUAAGAACAAUGCAGUUCUCAAGAAGUCUUCAUUUAUUUCUGUUCUUGUUUGGUCUAGCAAUUACACAGUCUACAUCCCAAUCAACCACCACAAACACCACCGCCGAUGACACCACCACCAUCACAAAAGCCGCCAACGUAACCAAACCCGGAUGCCAAAGCCAAUGUGGAAACGUAACCAUUCCAUAUCCCUUCGGCAUCGGCCCGGGCUGUUUUCUAAGCGAAUGGUUCGAGAUGACCUGCAACACCACUUUCAACCCUCCAAAACCCUUCAUCGAUGCUCUCCCAAUUCUUGAAAUCUCCGAUUCCACUUUACGAAUCCCUAGCAAAGUGGCAAGUAAAUGUUACGACCCAUUCGGAAAUCUCACAGAAAACAAUCCCGUUUCCAUAGGUCUCGGCUGGACAUCACCCUACACGUUUUCCCAAAAAAAUCAGUUCACUUUAAUCGGAUGCGAUGAUUUCGCUUUGUUCUUAGGCCCACAACAAGUGAACUUCACCAGCGGUUGCAUCACAUUGUGUUCACGACCUGAGGAGGUGAUCAACGGGUCGUGCACCGGAGUCGGAUGCUGCAAAACAUCGAUACCAAAAGGACUCAAAUACUACUACGCUUCUGUUGGUAGUAUGGUGUCUAAUCACACCACAGUUUGGUCUUUUGAUCCUUGUACUUACUCGUUUUUGGGUGAGGAAGAACGGUUUACGUUUCGAGGGGUGUCGGAUUUUAUGGACAGCGAUUUCAUAAACCGGACCCGGGCUAGUGUUCCGGUAUUGGUGGACUGGGUGGUCGGGAACUCGAGCUGCAGUGAAGCUAGAAACGCCGGCGUCUUGGCUUGCCAAGCAAAUACUCAUUGUAUUGAUUCUGAUACCGGAGCUCCGGGAUACAGAUGCGUUUGUAAUCAAGGCUAUCAAGGUCAACCAUAUCUUGAUCCAGGCUGUCAAGAUAUCAAUGAAUGUGAAAAUCCCAACAGUAACCUGUGCGAGGGGAUCUGUACCAACACUCCUGGAAGUUACUCGUGUUCUUGCAAAGAUGGCUACGUUGUAGAUGAAUUUAGCAACGGUCGAGGUUGUCUUGCUCAAACUUCGGAGUUCCCGGUUAUCAAAUUCUCCCUAGGUAUGGGAUUUGGUUUUAUGGCCCUUUUAGUCGGAAUAACAUGGCUGUAUUUUGCCUUCAAGAAGAGGAAGCUUAUCAAACUCCGACAAAAACUGUUUCAGCAAAACGGUGGUUUACUACUGAAACAACGAAUCAUUAGCACCGAAGGCGCCAGCGUUGACUCAACAAAAGUCUUCACCGCCGUGGAGUUAGAAAAAGCCACCAACAACUACGCUGAAGACAGAAUCUUGGGUCGUGGUGGCUACGGAACUGUAUACAAAGGUAUUUUUAGCAACGGUCAAGUCGUUGCUAUUAAGAAGUCUCGUGUAAUGGAUGAAUCCCAAAUCGAACAGUUCAUCAAUGAAGUCAUUAUCCUAACACAAGUCAACCAUCGGAAUGUUGUCAAGCUCUUGGGAUGUUGUUUAGAGAGUGAGGUCCCGUUGCUAGUUUAUGAAUAUGUUUCAAAUGGAACUCUCUUUAAUCAUAUUCAUGACAAAGGCACAAAUUGGUUAUCAUUGGAGAAUCGUUUAAGAGUAGCUGCAGAAUCGGCUGGUGCACUUUCAUAUCUUCAUUCGGCAACAUCAACCCCCGUGAUUCAUAGAGACGUGAAGUCUGCAAACAUAUUAUUAGACGGAAAUUAUACAACAAAAAUUGCGGAUUUUGGGGCAUCAAGAUUAGUCCCCAUAGAUCAAACACAAGUUACAACACUUGUUCAAGGAACUUUAGGGUACUUGGAUCCUGAAUACUUCCAUACAAGUCAGUUAACUGAAAAGAGCGAUGUUUAUAGCUUUGGAGUUGUGUUAGCUGAGCUUUUAACAGGGAGAAAACCGUUGUGUAUGGAAAGAACCGAGGAAGAAAGGAAUUUGACGACAUAUUUUGUAAUGGCGCUAAAAGAAAACCGUUUGUUUCAAAUUCUUGAUCCUAGAGUUGUAAGGGAAGGAAGCCUAGAUCAACUUCAGGAAAUUGGUGAGCUUGUGAAAAGAUGUGUUAAGCUUACUAGUGAUGAACGACCUACGAUGAAAGAAGUGGCCACUCAACUUGAAGGUUUGCGGAAGUUUACUCAACAUCCAUGGGCGAAUCAAGGGGAUGAAGAAAACACGAGCUUGAUACACACCGAGAAUGAACAAGAGGAUCUUUAUGGUGAGUCGAUUAAUCCGUAUUCUACUACAGUUGAACUCUCUUCGGGUUUUAGUAUCGAUAGCAGUCUGGUUUAUUCCACACAUGUGCCCCAAUGAUACGAAUCGGAACCAUGGAAAAUAUAAAUAGCAUAGACCCAUAGUUGGUUCUCAUGGCUUUGUAAUUUUAGUAUCAUUGAUUUUUCUUUUUGAUGUAUCAUAAGACAUUAGUAAUUAUUGAUUUAUUCACACAUUUAUGAUUUUGUCAUACGUUAGAGUUCUU